Ochotona curzoniae (black-lipped pika) is the source of this 1169-nucleotide messenger RNA. RefSeq names its product spindle and kinetochore associated complex subunit 2 (gene SKA2). Gene Ontology annotation, biological process: mitotic cell cycle; chromosome segregation; cell division. The transcript is spliced from 4 exons. Lineage: Eukaryota; Metazoa; Chordata; Mammalia; Lagomorpha; Ochotonidae. The record is from RefSeq and is a predicted model, not a curated record. Gene Ontology annotation, molecular function: microtubule binding. Bases 122 to 487 code for a protein of 121 amino acids. Gene Ontology annotation, cellular component: outer kinetochore; spindle microtubule.
GAAGACGGAGGAGCCAAUGAGUGCGAGAUGUUGAGUGACAGCUGUCCAAUCGAGACCCUCAGUGCUAGGAGGGUUUGCUGCUGAAGCGCCGCCGCCGUCUGAGGAAUGUCAACUAUUCAACAUGGAGGCGGAGGUCGAUAAGCUGGAACUGAUGUUCCAGAAAGCUGACUCCGACUUGGAUUACAUUCAGUACAGGCUGGAAUAUGAAAUCAAGGCUAAUCAUCCUGAGUCAGCGGGCGAGAAAAAUCCAGUAACACUCUUAAAGGAAAUGUCAGUGAUCAAGUCUCGAUAUCAAGCUUUGUUUGCACGCCUUAAACCACUUGCCGCUGAGCAGAAAGAGACCAAAAACCGCAUUUGUACUGCAGUGAAUAAGACUAUGAUCGCGAUACAACAACUACAAAAGCAAACAGACCUGGAGCUGUCACCACUAACUGAAGAGGAGAAAGCUGCAGCAGAGCAAUUCAAGUCUCGCAUGCUGGACUCAUGAAAACACGGAAUGGCUACAGUGAACUUAAAUGGAAAAGAGAUUCAGUGCAAAGAAAUUUAGGAAAAUAUCUUGUUAACACUUGGCUUCCAGAGGUCAAGCCUGGUGAAAAAGGAGGGUUGGCUUAAGUGUUUGGUUAAUGAUGGUUUUCAAACAAGAUAAAAUAAGAGGGACAGGUAUAUGAAUGAAGUACAGCUCAAAAGAUGGAAUGUGAAUAAAGGAUUUUAGAUACAUACACACAAAUACAUAGUCUUAUAAUUUCAGGGAAGGGUGCCACUCAACACUAUUUUGCAUCUGUUUUCUUUUUGCAUAUUCAGUAUAAUGUCCUGACCUAUCAUAAAAAGAAAAGUUUACGUACAUUUCAGCUAUUCAAAAUGUGAAUGAGCAUGCAAUAGAAAUUAAAGGAUCGAGAAGAUGUUUGUGUUAGACAUAUAUAUCUCAAAGUAUCCAUGGGAAAUGGAAUUAAGAGUUAAAUUAAUUUUGAUAUAAAAGUUGACAUCCAUGCACAGUUUUUUCAUAAUACACAUUUCCAUGAUUAUUUCAAAGUCCCUGCUAGCAUACACUGGUAUUAUCAUUUCAUAUUGAAAAUGUGGACUGCAUAUGUGGUCACAUUUUUGCUAUGAAUGCCAAAAUGUGACUCGUGCUCUCCCACAAACCCUAAAGUAAUAAACUGGCUUUUCUGUGA